This is a messenger RNA of Nerophis ophidion (straightnose pipefish), 13416 nucleotides long. It is a transcript of the gene srcap, whose product is annotated as Snf2-related CREBBP activator protein. The record is from RefSeq and is a predicted model, not a curated record. Gene Ontology annotation, cellular component: Swr1 complex. Gene Ontology annotation, molecular function: ATP hydrolysis activity; histone binding; DNA binding. NCBI's taxonomy places the organism in Eukaryota, Metazoa, Chordata, Actinopteri, Syngnathiformes, Syngnathidae.
CCACCAUUUCGCUGCGCUAAGUCUCCUCCCAUGACCGCUACAUUCUGCGCCGAAAGCCCAGGCUCCCCCGGUCCGUAUUUUAACUUCUUCCCGCACGCCGAGUGGUACCUCGUUGGGUACCGGGAGGCAGUUUGGACCACCGGCAUCACGGAUUGCGUGCGAUUUUACACGGAUGACGACUCCUUCAGCGAGAAUUUAGUAAAAGAAAAGUGGUCGGAAAAUUCAGAUCAUGUGGAGAGGACCCUAAUUUCAGCAUCCUGGAAGUAGAAAGCCCUGAAGAUCUGUGUCUCACCCCACAGACAGGUGCAACGUGUGGCCGGAGCACCACCAAGAGAGGAAAGUGUGGGGAGGCGGCAGUGCUGCAGCGUGCCUCUCCGGCUGUGGAUGUGCUGGGUGGCAAACCCCAGGCUGCACAUAAUGUGUCUGGGGAGUCGCCUGGGCAUGUCCCGCAGCCGGCCGCCGCCGCCCCCCGCCCGGUCCCUCAAGUCCUGGCGCCCAGGCCCGAUAGCGGCGACUCGGUGUUUGUGGUCAUGGAGACCGCUCCUUCUACUGCCUUUCCCCAGAUGCUCCCCAUCAGCGGCGACGCCAAUCCCCACGUCUCACAGGGGGUCCGCUCAUCCAUCGCCGAGGACUUCAGGACCCGUAACAGUCUCCUCGCGUCACAUGCACAAAACGACGACGAGGCGCGCGUGUUGCAACACGACUUACAAAUUGCUGCUAAAGAGACACGCCUCUCAAAUAGCGAGACACAUCGAAUUCAGCCACAAGCGGGCGCGGGAGUUGUGCUGGUCGCGGCGGCGCACAAGUGCAACUCUGAAAACGGAACAGGCGUGGAAUUCCAAUCGUACACAGGCGGAACUAUUAUCCCGCAAGCGCAAGUUCAAAUCUGCUUCACGGCCUCGUCCUUCCCUGGCGCCACCGAUCAGACGGCGCCAGAGAGCGCUGGCCAGGACUCUGCCGCUUCGUGGAACUGCAGCGAGCCAGUUGACCUGCCGCCAGUCACAGGUCAGCUCAGGCAGGAUGUUAUCGAUGCAGAUGAGCGCUCCUACAAAGCUAAAACAAACACAGAACUCCUGACUGGACCUGGAUCAGGCUCUCCUGCUCCAGCCUUGUCCAACAGGACUACAACCAGACAAGACGCCGAUAUCCCGGCAGGCGGUUUGAGUGCGACUUCCUCCAAGGACCUGGCGCUUUCGGACCUUGUAGUGUCUCAGCCCUGCCACCAGUUCCCCCUGACGGAGACGCCCGUGUUCGCCGAGCUGGUGCAUUCCGCCCAGUCGCAGGAGAUCGUGGUGGUGAGCGAGGCCUCGUGGUCCAACGUGCACCUGAAGCAGAGUUACCUGCUGCAGCACGCCGACGGCGCUCAGGCCGACAUGGACCUGAGCGCACAAAACGUGGAGGUGUACCAGUUCUGUGACCUGGUGGAGGAGGUCGCCGCCGAGGAAACGGUGUGCGUGAGCACCAGCGUGCAGAUACCCCACUCCCCGGGCUACGAGGUCAACCUCUUCAACGCUCUGUUGGACUCCAACGAGGGCCUGGACUCGCACCUGCAACCUUCUAUUCACACGAUGGACGACAGCGACACGCUCAUCAUUUCCCAGCAGGACUUGCCUUCGUCGCAUGACGCGGUCGCUGCCAUGGGACAACAUCUGCUGCUAGACUCCAGCUCCAACCAGGUCUGCUUGGUGGAAGUGGACCCUUUCCCCCUCCAGCAGACCGACACUCCAACGGCAUGUUCGCAGGCCAGUGGCGAAGCAUCGCCGGCGGACACGGCGGAAGGCGAUGCGACUGAACGCUGUAUCACACCACAGAGUCCUGCAGGUACCAAAGAAGAUCCGCCUGAGGACCCAGCAAGGAUUAUUCUUUCAGAACCUGUCCUGGAGCACCCACUAACCCCUCUGGCACAGGUACAGGUGUCCGAGCAAAACGUGGACCCCAAAGAGUGCCUUGCUGUCGGUUCUUCCCACUCAAAUGAAACGAAGCCCCCCGCCGGCCAAUCAGAAGCCUUAACCGGCAGCAGAACUUCAAGUAGCGACGGGCCCUCUUCCUCCAGUGCCACGCAGCCCGACUCCCCCUUUGUCGAGGAGGAAGAGGAGGAGGAGGAGGAGGAGGAAGAGGAGGAGGAAGAGGAGGACGACGACGAUGAAGCGCCGGUGGACGCGGAGGCCAUGGACGACGCAUCAGGACAGGUCAGCAGCGCUGACGAAGGCAGCGAGGAGGAUGCAGACCGACCAGACGGGGAAAUGACGACUCCCCGCUCGUUACAUGAACAUGGACAGAGCAGGACGGACAGACAGGCACUGUUCCGAAAGGUGAGCAAGUGGAUCUCAGACAGGAUCUCGCCCUCGACUUCCUCCUCCUCCCAGCUGGAGCCCUCGCCCGGCAAUGAUUGGACCUCCUCCCGCCAUGACAAGUCGUCCCCUCUCCGGGGGCCUCACGGCAAGUUUGUGUCCCCCUCGUCGCCGCUGGAUCAGUCUACUCCUCAGCGACCUCGCGGAGAGCGACGCGGCGACAUGGUGCAGUUGGCCAAACAUGAGGCCGACAUCGAGCACCGCACUCUGGCGUUGAAGCGUGAAGGCUGCUGGUCCACCAAGCGUCUGACUCGCCUGAUGGAGCCGGCGCGGCCCAAAGUGCAGUGGGACUACCUGUGUGAGGAGAUGCAGUGGCUGUCUGCAGACUUUGCCCAGGAGAGGCGCUGGAAGAGAGGAGUGGCUCGAAAGGUGGUCCGAAUGGUGAUGCGACACCACGAAGAAUUGAGGCAGAAGGAGGAAAAAGCAAAGCGAGACGAGCACGCUAAAAUCAGGAGGGUGGCUUCUUCAAUUGCCAAGGAAGUGCGGGCUUUUUGGAGCAAUGUGGAGAAGGUGGUCCAGUACAAGCAGCAGUCUCGGCUGGAAGAAAAGAGGAAGAAAGCUUUGGACCUUCAGCUGGACUUCAUUGUGGGACAGACCGAGAAGUACUCUGACCUCCUCACCAAAUCCCUCGCUCCCACCAGCCGGCCUGAAGCAGCCCCAUCGCUUUCCAAAUCCUCCACGCCCGCUGCUGUGGAUGAAGAUGACCGGGACUUCGAGCCUCCGUGUGAGGAGGACGACGACGACGAAGAGACCAUGGAUGUGGAGGAGCAGCAGGACGGCAACGACGCCGAGAGCCACCGCAAGGAGAUCGAGCUGCUGAAGGAGGAGAGCACGCUGCCCCUGGAUCAGCUGCUCAGCACACUACAAAAGUCUCAGGUACUCCAAGACACUUUGAAGUCCCAAAGUCAAAUGUCGUCUAAAGAAGAUCUUGAACCCUUGGAUCGUGCAGAACGCGGUUUGGAUGAAGAAUGCUCGGAUGACUCCUCGUCAGCCGGGCAAGAAGAAGAGGAAGACGGGGAAUUCUCUGCCAACGAGGAGGAUGCUGAGGAUGAGGAGGACACCAUUGCCGCCCAGGAGAAGGUGGAGGGGGACGUGGACCAUGCAGAAGAACUGGAUGACUUGGCCAAGGAGGGAGAUCUGAGCAUGGAGGAGCUGCUGGAGAAGUACAAAGCGGCGUACACCUCCGACUUCGAGGAGCCCUCCGCCUCUGCCUCCAAGGCGAGCUCGGAUUGGGAGGCGUCCGGCGAUGAAGAGUUGGAGAGCGAUGAAGCCGAGAGCGAUGUGGAAAUCCACACCUCCUCCUCGGACUCUGCAGGAGACAGUGAGGAGGAGGAGGAGGACCACAGUGAGAAGGACGAAGUGGAGAGUGAGGAAGAGGACGGCGGGAUGGAGGUCUUGCUAAAGGAAGGAGACCACAGCCCGUCCUCGUCCAGCUCACGACCGAAGAAGGAGAUCAGUCACAUUGCAGCCACUGCAGAGAGCCUGCAGCCUAAAGGCUACACCUUGGCCACUACCAAGGUCAAGACCCCCAUCCCGUUCCUGCUUCAUGGCACGCUGCGGGAAUACCAGCACAUUGGACUGGACUGGCUGGUCACCAUGUUUGAGAAGAAGCUUAAUGGGAUCCUGGCUGACGAGAUGGGUCUGGGCAAGACCAUCCAGACCAUCGCGCUGUUGGCGCACCUCGCCUGUGAAAAAGGUAACUGGGGUCCUCAUCUCAUCAUCGUGCCCACCAGUGUGAUGUUAAACUGGGAGAUGGAGCUGAAGCGCUGGUGUCCUGGCUUCAAAAUCCUCACGUACUUUGGUAGUCAGAAGGAGAGGAAGCUGAAACGCCAGGGUUGGACCAAGCCCAAUGCUUUCCACGUUUGCAUCACCUCCUACAAGCUGGUACUGCAGGAUCACCAGGCCUUCCGACGCAAGUCCUGGCGCUACCUGAUCCUGGAUGAAGCGCAAAACAUCAAGAACUUUAAGUCGCAACGCUGGCAGAGUCUGCUCAACUUCAACAGUCACCGACGUCUGCUGCUGACGGGAACUCCUCUGCAGAACAGCCUGAUGGAGCUGUGGUCCCUGAUGCACUUCCUGAUGCCCCACGUCUUCCAGUCCCACCGCGAGUUCAAGGAGUGGUUCUCCAACCCGCUGACGGGGAUGAUCGAGGGCAGCCAGGAGUACAACGAGGGCCUGGUCAAGAGGCUGCACAAGGUGCUCAGACCCUUCCUGCUCAGGAGGAUCAAGGUUGACGUGGAGAAGCAGAUGCCCAAGAAGUACGAGCAUGUGGUGCGAUGUCGCCUCUCCAAGAGGCAGCGCUUCCUCUAUGACGACUUCAUGGCACAGGCCUCGACCAGGGAGACCCUGGCCAGUGGUCACUUCAUGUCCGUCAUCAACAUCCUCAUGCAGCUCCGUAAAGUCUGCAACCACCCCAACCUGUUUGACCCCCGGCCCAUCCAGUCCCCCUUCAUCACCAAGCCCAUCGUUUUUCACACCGCCUCCCUGGUGCUGGACGCCGUGGAGGUGUCACCUCACAAGCGCUGUGACCUUUCUAUCUUUGACCUCAUCGGUCUGGAGGGCCGCGUGACCCGGUACCAGGCGGACGGCUUUGCGCCCAACCACAAAGUCAGUCGCCAGCUAAUCCAGGAAAUAGUGGAGUCUCCCGCUCCCCCGCCAAGACCCCGACGGAUCAGCAUGAAAGUCAACAGGUUCUUCCAUCCGCCUCCCAAAGGUGACAACCGUUCAGCCGCGCCAACAAACAAACCCACCUGCUCCGUGCUGCCCGCAGCUCAGACGCCCAAACCUCCAUCCCCUGAGCUCUCAGCUCCACCCACGUCUUCACUGCCUGCUCCUGCACCCGCUCCCGCACUUCAACAAGUCGUGUGUUCGGUAGCGACCACUCCCACUCCCACACCUCGCUCCUCCCUGCCUCAAACGGCUGUGAGGUCCAGCGCUCCCAAGCCAGUACUGACCGUGCGUCCUCCCCCCGCUCCUUGUGCCACCGGCAUACCCGCUCACCCCAGUCCAAACACCAGCAGCAUCAUGCCUCAGAGGGUUCUGCUCAGUCCGGAUAUGCAGGCCAGGCUGCCAUCUGGUGAGGUGGUGAGCAUAGCACAGCUGGCCUCCCUGGCGGGAAGACCGGUGUCGUCGUGUCAGGGCAGCAAACCUGUCACCUUCCAACUGCAGGGCAACAAGUUGACCCUCUCAGGAGCGCCCAUCCAAGUCCAAGCACCGCCCCCUCGCCCCGUUCAGGGCAGUGUGAUGCACCUGGUGUCCAGCGGGGGACAGCACCACCUCAUCAGCCAGACCGCCCAGGUGAGCAUCCAGAGCCCCGCCGGCGCCAAGCCCGUGCCUGCAACCACCCCUGCACAGCGCCCGCCCCUCAGCGCUUCUCAAGUGCCCUCCUCGUCCGUGGUGAGCAGCCCCGGCGUGGUGAAGAUCGUCGUGCGUCAGGCACCAGGCAAGGAAGGGGGUCCGGUGCCCACCCUGGCUGUGGCCCCGUCGCCUCGUGUGACUUCCCUGCACCCCCACCCAAACUCUGCCCCUAUUCGGAUCGCGGCGACGCAGCAAGUAGCCCAGCGCACCCCCGGUCCUGCCACCGCCACCUACACUCUAGCUCCUCCCAGAACCUCCAACACCACACCAAACCAGUCCCACCCCCGGCCCCCCAUUGUGAAAAUAGUCAAGCCUCCUCCGCCUUGCACAGAGAAGCCAGCUUCAUCCUCGGCUUCAGCGGAGGCCUCAUCAUCGCCAGUGACCAGCACCAAGCCCAGCGCUGCCGACCCCACCACCACCACCACUACCACUACCACACCGGCCCCCAGCAGCAGUCAGACCUCAGUUGGUGCCAAGGAGAAAGCCAAAGUUCAGCCUCUCCCCAGAAAAGCACCUCGUCCACCCGCCCGCUCCCCUUUCUACAUUCCGUCGCUGGCACACAGCCUCAAGCGGCAGCGUGAAGACAAACUCGACUCCAUCUUCAGAAUCAACCAGCGUCGCUGUGCCGCGCAGCCCGCGUACGGCAAGGAGGUUCUGGACUUCCUGACGUUUCUGCCCGGGCCCCGGCCCUCGCCGGCCGCCCCGCGCCCCGCCGAGGCCGAAUGGGGUCGCUCGGGCCACAGCAGCUGCUCGCUGUCACAGGAGCGACACAAGAUGGACUUCUGGUGUCACAGCCACUUCGUAAGAGACGCCAUCCACAGCAUCGAGGAGAGGCUGGAGCUGCUCACCGACAUCGUGGACCGGUUUACAUUCGUGAUCCCGCCAGUGGAAGCCGCUCGCAUUACCAUGCACUGCUGCCACCCUCCUCCCUCUCUGAGCCACAAGGAGGCGCUGUUCUCCUCAGCGCUCUCGGAACACGUCACUCCGCUGACUCGCAGCCUGCAUCGCGUCCAGUGCUACAUGCGCACCCAGUUCCCCGACCUACGCCUCAUCCAGUAUGAUUGUGGGAAGUUGCAGACGCUCCACUUGUUGUUGCGCAAUCUGAAGACGGGCGGCCACAGAGUACUGAUCUUCACCCAGAUGACGCGCAUGCUGGACAUCUUGGAGCAGUUCCUCAACUACCACGGACACAUCUACCUGCGGCUCGACGGCAGCACCCGAGUGGAGCAAAGACAGGCCCUCAUGGAGCGCUUCAACGCCGACCGACGGAUCUUUUGCUUCAUUCUGUCCACUCGCAGCGGUGGUGUGGGCGUCAACCUGACGGGUGCGGACACGGUCGUGUUCUAUGACAGUGACUGGAACCCGACCAUGGACGCCCAGGCCCAGGACCGGUGCCACCGCAUCGGCCAGACUCGAGACGUGCACAUCUACAGGCUCAUCAGUGAGCGCACUGUGGAGGAGAACAUCCUGAAGAAAGCCAACCAGAAGAGGAUGCUGGGAGAUAUGGCCAUUGAGGGAGGAAACUUUACCACUGCCUUCUUCAAACAGCACACAAUCCGUGAGCUGUUUGACGUCAACGACGGCGAGAAGAAGGAAGUGGCAGUGGAAGCGUCUGUGCCUCAAGCGGAGGAUGAGGAAGCUGCCAACAAACCGAGCACCACCAUCCUGGAGCAGGCGCUCUGUCGUGCCGAGGACGAGGAGGACAUCGUCGCUGCCUCUCAAGCCAAAGCCGAGCAGGUGGCAGAGCUGGCGGAGUUCAACGAAAACAUUCCACUGGAUGACGGAGGGGAACAAGAAGAAGUGGAGGAGCUCUCGAAGGCGGAGCAGGAAAUAGCUGCUCUGGUGGAGCAGCUCACUCCCAUUGAGCGCUACGCCAUGAACUUCCUCGAAGCCUCCUUGGAAGAUGUUUGCAAGGAGGAGUUGAAACAAGCAGAGGAGCAAGUAGAGGCUGCCAGAAAGGGUCUGGACCAGGCCAAGGAAGGCCUCCGACUACACGCGUCCUUUGGUGAAGAUGGGGACUUUUUGUCCGGCGCACCCUCUGCGGAUUCUACUCAACCUACCCCUGCCCGGCGAGGCCGCAAGCCAAAAGACAAAAGCAAGACCGUCGCCUCCACGAGAACCAGCGGUCGUCUGCGUGGGGCCUCGCCUGAAACCGAGCCCACAGUGCAAGCAGAACUGCCAGAAAGAGUCCGUGUUGGUCUUAGAGGACGCAGCGCCCUUAAAGACUCUAGUUCCCCGUCUCACGCCAACCCUUCAAAGACCACAACAGUCAGGCUCCAGGAGUCGUCUAAGUCUUUGAAAGCCUCGUCUCCCGCCAGAGAUCAGCAGCCCGGCAAAAACAAGCCUCAAGCCAGUCCUGUGCCUUCCUCGCCUUCUACGUCCUCCUCCUCUGGCGGCAAGCAGCAGAGUGUGUCCGAGACCCCCAGAAGAAACGAAGAGGAACCCCUGCAGGAAAGCAGGCCGUCUGAGUCAUCGCUGGAGUCCGUCAGCCAAGUGGAGCACCAAGCAAGAGACGACUGCAAAGACCAAAGCGCCAUGUCUCCGCCGUCCACGAGCUGUCGCUCACCUCGCAAGCGGCAGACAGCCGACAGCGAAGUCUUGCGGGGCUUGGUCGAUGACUCGCCCUCGGCCAAAGUCCUGCGGAAGCUUCCGGGUCGACUGGUCACCGUGGUGGAAGAGAAAGAGCCGAAGAAGAGGAAAUGGCGAGGAAGCAGUACUGGAGGUUCUUCAGAAGAGGCAUCACUGGAGAACACCAGUGGACCUGUGGAGGAACCAAAUAAAGACAGUCCAUCUUCAGUAGCUGACAGUAGUUCUAAAGACAUUCUGACCAAAUCCCCUCAGAACCAAAUCUCCACCCAAAGUCCACUUGUAUAUCAUCAACCUGUGAGAGCCUAUCCUCCAUAUUCCCCUCCCCACCUGUCUCCUGACAUGCCCGUGCUGAGGAACCUUCCCGUACGCCGCAGGUUGGAAACUGAAUCUCGCAUGGCGGCUCAGCUGGGAGAGCUGCUGCAUGCGAGUCGGGGCAGAGGUGCCAACCAGCACAAGAAAGUGGACUCUUCUCCAGGAAAAGAAACCGUUUCCCCGGAUGCCAUCAAUUCUCAUUUGGCACCUUUGAAAAGAAAGAGGGGACGGCCCCCUAAAUGUCCUCCAAAGUUGCCCGACUUCAACAACACAAUGUCUCCUCCACCUUCACAACCCGUCUCACCUAGCGAGGAUGGGGACGCACCCCUUUCCCCAAGACGCAAGCGUGGUCGCCCGCGCAAGGAUUCCACAAAUACUCCAGACGUUGUUUGUGACGGACCAACAACUAAAAACGACACACCCUCUGCAGAUCCAUCCAGUGUUUCCAAACUGGACGUUAGUGAAGAAUCAACGGUCCCAUCGGACCAGAAGUCAGAGGACGCUGAUCAGGACUUCCUGUCUACCAAAGCCGAAGAACUAGACUCCAAGACCGAAGAGUCUUCAUUGCCAACCAGUCAAACUUCAGUCCAAGCUGCCACUGAAGUAUCUAUAGAAUUCAUAGACCCACACACCACACCAAACCAAGUUAUUUCUGUCCCUGAAGGCAACAGUCCUACUGGUUCUUCACCACCUCCAGUAUCUGAUCUUUCUGGACCUCCUGAAUCUCUAUCAGACUCUGCCAAAACCACUAAUGGUGCCACUGCAGCUGCUGCCACGCUUCCACCAACAUCGUCUUCUUGCACGACAGUAGAAGCGCCACCAGCAUCUUCUACAAAGCCUGUAGAAGAGGCACCAACGUAUUCUAGCACGCUGGUAGAAGCGGUACCAACGUCUUCUGCAACACCUGUAGAAGUGCCACCAACAUCUUCUACAAAGCCUGUAGAAGCGGCACCAAGGUAUUCAAGCACGCUGGUAGAAGCGGUACCAACGUCUUCUGUAUCACCUGUAGAAGCAACACAAACGUCUUCUGCAACGCUGGCAAAAGUUACACCGUCUUCUUCUACAACGCUGGUAAUAGCUACACCAACGUCUUCUACAACACUGGUAAUAGCUACACCAACAUCUUCUACAAGGCUGGUAGAAGCUAAACCAACAUCUACUACAAGGCUGGUAGAAGCUAAACCAACAUCUUCUACAAGGCUGGUAGAAGCUAAACCAACAUCUACUACAAGGCUGGUAGAAGCUAAACCAACAUCUACUACAAGGCUGGUAGAAGCUACACCGACGUCUUCUACAACGCCGGCAGAAGCUACACCGACGUCUUCUACAACGCCGGCAGAAGCUACACCGACGUCUUCUACAACGCCGGCAGAAGGUACACCGACGUCUUCUACAACGCCGGCAGAAGGUACACCGACGUCUUCUACAACGGCGGCAGAAGCUACACCAACGUCUUCUACAACGCCGGCAGAACCUACACCGUCUUCUACAAGGCCGGCAGAAGUUAGAUCAACGUCUUCUGCAACGCCGGCAGAAGCUACACCAACGUCUUCUCCAACGCCGGCAGAAGUUAGAUCAACGUCUUCUCCAACGCCGGCAGAAGCUACACCAACGUCUUCUACAACUCCGGCAGAAGUUAGAUCAACGUCUUCUCCAACGCCGGCAGAAGCUACACCAACGUCUUCUACAACGCCGGCAGAAGGUAGACCAAGGUCUUCUACAAUGCCGGCAGAGGCUACACCGUCUUCUACAGCACCGGCAGAAGGUAUACCAACAUCUUCUACAACACCGGAAGAAGCUACACCACUGCCUUCUACUGCGCCAGUAGAAGCGGCACCAACGUUUUCUAGAACACUGGUAGAAGCAGCACCAAGGUCUUUGACAACUCUGGUAGUAGCAGCACCAACAUCUUCGAGAACGCUGGUAGAAGCGGCACCAACAUGUUGUAGAACGCUGGGGGAAACGGCACCAACAUCUUCUAGAACUCUGGUAGAAGCUGCACCAAGAUCUUCUAGCAUGCUGGUAGAAGCGACACCGUCUUCUAGCAUUCUGGUAGAAGCAGCACCAACAUCUUCUAGAACGCUGGUAGAAGCAGCACCAACAUCUUCUAGAACGCUGGUAGAAGCUGCACCAACAUCUUCUAGCAUUCUGGUAGAAGCAGCACCAACAUCUUCUACGACACUGACUUCAGAACCUGACGCCUCCAACCCAUCAUGCCAGGCGGAGGCUGAGCAGUCUCUCCAAUCUUCUGCUCCACCAGUCACCUCCACCCACCAUUUAGCGACCUUCUCAAGCCAAGUGGAGGACUCUUGUGAACCGGCAGAAGCAGACUGCACUUGUCUAGCAAACACCGAGACGAUGUGGAACCCAAGCCAACGAGCCACCUCACCAACUGGCAUGGCCUCUGCUGUAGAUGCUCAUCCAUCAUCUCCACUUUCUAACGCACCUUCGCCAACAACUGCCCCACCUUCUCCAACCGCCCCUCGCCCCUCAGCAGACACGCCCCCAAACGACGCCCUAACGACAUCGUGUGUCCCGUGUGACGAUACGUCUGCCGCAUCAUGGGACACAAUGAAGACCAUGGCAAGCACCCACGUACCAACAACAUCUAGCAGUCCUGCUCCUCAAACCUCCCCUGUCAUCUCACAAGCACCAACGCCGACCCCUCCUCCAAGUACUGAACCCGAUCCAGCUUUGUCCGAGAAAGACCUGGACCUGACGAAACCGACGAAGUUUGAAGACGCUAAGCAGGACAUGUUGGCAUCACGGAGCAAAAGAAGGAAGGUGCUGCGUUCUCCUUUGGCCAAAGACGUGGAGAAGGAAAGCGUAGUCUUUGAGGACGCCAAGAGCGUCUCUCCCCCUGAGGAGACAUCAAAGGAGGCGCAGCCACCGAGGAAGGAGCACAAGACGCCCGCUCAGAAAAGGUCUCUCUGUCGUCAGAGUAGCCAGGAGUCCGCUGGCUCGUCGUCGCCGUCCUCCGGCUCCUCCUCGUCCACCUUAACUCGUCACGCUCACCACAAGAGGACGUACGAGAACAGACACCCCGGCAAGAAGCGACGGGUCGACGUCACCGCAGAGGCAGAAAUGGAAGGACCCGAGAGGGACCCCGCCACUGCGUCGCCUCAGAGGAGACGCUCCAGGUCUCCUUCGUCCUCCAGUGGCUCGGAAGUCGAGGACGACAAGAAGGAGCCCCGCAUGACCCGCUCUGCCAAGUCCCGGCUGCAGGAGCACAGCGGCAAGCGAGAUGGAAGGACGUUGGCGCGCGCCUCUGACAGCAACGCCAACACGUCCACCGGGGGAGAUUCUGGCAGCGACUCGUCUUCAGUCCGGGUCACCAGGAGGUCAGUGGGGUCUUCUAAGGACAAGAAGGUCCCGUCCGCUGUGACCUCAUGUCCUCCUGAGCCAGAGGUGCUGGGGAAGAGGUGCUCGGCCCUCAACGCCGCCGCCAAGCUCCUCGCCAUGAAAGGACGGGUGGACACCCCUGGCCACACGCCCCGCAAGGGUCCUGCUGCGUCCCCUGACCAGAAGAACUUAAAGUCCAAAAGUAAAAGUGUCCUCGUCCCGCAGAACAACUCCGGGAACGUGGACAACAGCAAAAGUUGCAGCAAACCUUCAACGCCCAAUCAGGCCAGUCGUCCCACGCCGCGCUCCACCCGACAGUGCCCGGGGUCCCUGGUGCCCCCCCUGGAGGAGUACAAGAGGCCUAAACCUGAGGACAAAGAGGGCGGCUGUCGGAAGGCGGCGAAGGGGAAGGACGGCGAGGCGUCGCGAGGUCAAAGUGCCUGCAGCAGCAUGAGCAGCGACGGCGAGGCGGACGUCGGACAAAGCAGUCGAAGCCGCAGCAGCAGCGGCAGCAGCCGGCGGGCGCACAGCGCCAGCUCCCAGAACGCCGAGCGCAAGACGCUGCGCUCCCGAGCCUCCUCGGGCAGCGACCCCGAUCGCAGCGGCGAGCGGAGCACGAGGGACCGGAAGGAGAAGCGAGGAAGUCACAGUGAGCGCCGAUCUCUAAAGCUCGCCCAGGACGCCGCGGCUGGCUCAGGGUCCGAGGGCACGCCGGACAGGGUGCUCAGGAGCGUGGCCGCGCUGGCGGCGGUGCAAGCGAGGUCGCCGGCGGCGAGCACGCGCUCCUCGGCCAACCAACAACGCCACAACAAGACAUGAGCGCCAGCACGUGGCGAGGUGUCAACGUCUCGACCUCGUCUGCACUCGACAUCCGGUCCAGGACGCCAGCGCUGCACAAGCCGGGGACGUCCCGGCGCCUUGGGCCCCUCCCCCUUUACCAAGGAGGCGGGCCGGGGGGCGGCUCAGGAGUGCUGGACUGACUAGUGGGCGGAGCUUGACCACGUGAGGGCAGGCUGGUCACACCUGUGAUGGAGCGGCUUGGCUUUCUUCUACCAACUAGCAAAUAUGUUUGCACACCUUCCUCCUCAUCAUCAUCAUCAUCUUCAGGUCAAAGGUGCCGAUGAUGUCAUCAUCUCAUCCGAGGCGGUCACUGUUGUGUAUUUAUCGUGCGAGUGCCUCUCGGGUUCUGACCCGGCUUGCCUUGACAAGUUCUUCACUCUGGUCAAGAGGAGCCAAAUCCAGGAAGUGACUUUGUGCUACCAAAUACUUUCUUUUGUUGUUGACAAGAAGUGGGCAAGACUUCAGGAGACUGUGGGCUCACUUGGGGGUGCAGGUUCUGGUGAAGGUCUUUUUGUUUGUUUUGGUUGGUCUUUUUAUUUGUUGCAUUCCUUCAAGCCCUGUAAUUCCACCUUGUUUUACUUGAACACGUCAGACAAGUACUCUUGAAUAAAAAGACCAAAAUGGA